AAAAAUUUGUCAAGCCCGUUUCUCCGCGCUCUCCCGUGCCCGCCGCGUCGGUUCCGGCCUCUCUCCUCCCUCCAGACUCCAUUCCCUCCCGCUCCUCGUCGCGUCGCUAGGGUUUCUCCCCUCCGCCUCCGUCCCAAUUCCGGCCGAUCCCCGCCCGAGAUGGUCUCUGGCGCCGGGCCCUCCAGCGGGCCGGCCCACUCCGCGUCCACCGGCGCCGGGGGCGGCUCCCCCUCUGACAAGGGCGGCGCCGCGCCUUCGGUCUCUGCCUCGGUCUCCACGCCUGCCAGCGAGAGCACCGUGGCCCGCCGCCUCAACGGACUCGACCUACAGGCCGACGACGCGCCAUCGUCGCAGCCAGCCACGAGCAAGAAGAAAAAGAGAGGGGCACGCGCCGUUGGUCCUGACAAAAAUGGCCGUGGAUUGCGCCAAUUCAGCAUGAGAGUCUGUGAGAAAGUUGAAAGCAAAGGGAGAACAACCUACAAUGAGGUGGCUGAUGAACUGGUUGCUGAGUUUUCAGACCCCAACAUUAAUAUUGACUCUCCAGAUCCUGAUAAUCCCUCUGCACAACAAUACGAUGAAAAAAAUAUUCGACGAAGAGUUUAUGAUGCGCUGAAUGUCCUAAUGGCAAUGGAGAUUAUAUCUAAAGAUAAAAAGGAAAUACAAUGGAGAGGCUUGCCCAAGACAAGUAUGAAUGAUAUUGAAGAAUUGAAGACAGAGAUCGUUGGACUGAAAGGUCGGAUUGACAAGAAAAGUGCAUAUUUGCAGGACUUACAAGAUCAAUAUGUAAGUCUCCAAAACUUGGUACAACGAAAUGAGCAGCUCUAUGGGUCAGGAGAUGCACCUUCUGGUGGAGUGGCCUUGCCAUUUAUACUAGUUCAGACACGUCCUCAUGCAACCGUAGAAGUGGAGAUAUCAGAAGAUAUGCAGCUGGUGCAUUUUGACUUCAAUAGCACUCCAUUUGAGUUGCAGGAUGAUUCCUUUGUACUGAAAGCUAUGGGGUUAUCUGGCAAAGAAGAAACUGAUGGCACCCAAGCCCCUGUUGCCAAUGGAGGUGAGUGCUCAAGUACACCGAACAAUUAUUGGCAUCAAUCGCCGCAGCCUACGAGGCCAAGAGGAGUAAGGCUACCAAACUCGCCUCCUAUUCCAGGGAUACUAAAAGGGCGUGUCAAGCAUGAACACUAGGCCUUGAUACACUUGUUGGUGUUGCAUGACCUAUUUGGCUUUACAUGUAGAAACGCUUGUAAAUUAUGUCAUUAGGGGCAAUGGCAGUCUAAUUUUACUUUGCUGAUGGUAGUUCGAUGGGCGUCAUGAUGUGUGCCUGACGCCUGGCUCACAUUAACUCCUAGGUUUCAGUUAUCUUGUUGAGGAAAAGAAUCUUUGGUUCAGUGUAAUUGCUUAGAAUUAUCUUCUGGAAGUAGUCGGCAUCGAUUUAAGAUGAUAGUACGUAUUCCAGGAUAUUGUAUGCUUCUUUUGUUAGGUUUGUGUUGGAGUUGGAGGAGUUCAGAUAUGAUAAAGGCACACUAUUGUCCGUGCAUUUGAAGUCAUGUACGGUAAAAGGAAACUCUUUUUUUCUGUUAGCA
Molecule: messenger RNA, 1580 nt
Organism: Setaria italica (foxtail millet)
Lineage: Eukaryota; Viridiplantae; Streptophyta; Magnoliopsida; Poales; Poaceae
Product: transcription factor-like protein DPB
Exons: 9
Coding region: 160-1182 (340 amino acids)
Biological process (GO): regulation of cell cycle; regulation of transcription by RNA polymerase II
Cellular component (GO): transcription regulator complex; nucleus
Molecular function (GO): RNA polymerase II transcription regulatory region sequence-specific DNA binding; DNA-binding transcription factor activity, RNA polymerase II-specific
Source: RefSeq, a predicted model, not a curated record